GAACAAACAUGCAGACGUUUGAUCAACCUCAUCAACAAGAAUUUAUCCUCAGCGCUGAGGCAGAUACUCUCAGAUCACCUUGCGCUUUUCACUUUCGAGCACUCAGAGAUCAGCAGACACCAUGGAGGCACCUCUUGUGUGUCUGGAUGAGGAGUUUGAGGACCUCCGGCCCUGCCAAAUGGAUGAGUUCGACCAUGAGCUGAACCACUCCUCUUGCUCCACCAACAACACCACCACCGCCCCCCUGGCCUCCAUCACACGGGAGGACUUCUCUGAGCUGGAGAACUUCUCUGAGAUGAUGAGUUUCAAGUCCAUGGAGGACCUGGUCAACGAGUUUGACGAGAAGCUUAACGUCUGCUUCCACAACUACAACACCAAGACGGAGGUCCUGGCACCCAUCCGUAACCAGACACACAGCCAGGAGGAUGAGGAGAGGUUGCAGGACGAAGAUGUGUGGGAUGCACUGACUGACAACUACAUCUCCACCUGGGACAACCCCGACCAAGAGGGACUCAACGGCAACCUGUCUGAGCAGGAGAUCCAUGAAAAAGAGGAGGAGGAGAUGAAUGAGAAGAAUGACAACGCCAACUGCCUGAAAGAAGAGCCUCUCAUCACAGCUGAUCAGGUCAUUGAGGAGAUAGUUGAGAUGAUGGAGAACUCACCGGAUCCUGGUGAAACUGAGGAAGAGGAUGAGGAGGAGAGCAGCCACUGUUCCUCCAGAACCAACCAACCCUCCCUGCUGGAGGAGAUCAGGCAGCUGUCACUGGCCUCCAAUAACAACUGCUCCUAUGAAGGUCUGAGUCUGAUGCCCAGCUCAGCGCUCGUGGAGCUGCUGCAGAGGGUGGAGGCUGCCAUCCGUGAGUUCUCCGAGGAGCUCGUCAACCAGCUGGCCCGGCGUGAAGAACUGGAGUUUGAGAAGGAGGUGAAGAACACGUUCAUCACUGCCCUGAUGGAGGUGCAGAACAGACAGAGAGAGCAGCGAGACAGCAGCAAACGUCGGCGCCGGGACAAAGCCCUGAGUCUGCAGGGAGGAGGGACGGUGACUGUGAAUACAGGAACCACCGGACAGAUGGAGAAGACAGGAAGCAUGCCUGCCAAGCGUUUCAGCAUGGAGGGACUGUCCAACAUCCUGCAGACGGGUAUCAGACAGACGUUUGGAGGCACAGGGAAUAACAAACAGUAUCUGAACACAGUUAUCCCUUUUGAGAAGAAAGGCACCCCUCCUUCUGUUGAGGAUCUGCAGAUGCUCACAAAAAUUCUUUUUGCCAUGAAGGAGGACAGUGAGAAGGUGCCUACGCUGCUAACUGACUACAUACUAAAAGUCUUGUGUCCUACCUAAGGCUUCGUCAGGCCAGGGGCCACAGUGUGACGGAGAAUUCUCCCACCAUCCCUCCCCACCUUGGCCCAAACUGCAUGACCUCCCUUCUUUUACCAUUAUCAACCAUGGAUCCUCACCAUCGACAUUAUCGUAUUCACCUCAACUAUGACAACUGCCUUUCGCUGAGCUCACCUGUUUCCCUCAGGCCGGUUGAAAAAUGACCGCCGUAUGAAUCGUUAAAAAGGCGGGAUGGCCGAUCCUGCUUUUAAAGGACUUCACUAAUGGAGCAUGAUAUGCUACUAAAUCUCACAGCACUAUUCUGGUACAGGGAAACAAUGUUAUCAUUGCUUUCUUUUCUUUCUUCCUUCACUUUGUUUUCUCUGAUCCAAGUUUUCACACAUAUUUUUGAACCGAUGUCUUUACCUCUGGGUUCUGUUGUUCGUGUUUCUCUUUAAGACUACACUGUUAACUAAUGAAAUGCCAUACUGGAUCCACAAGUGAUCAUAUCUCUGUAAUGUUUCAGAUUCAUUCGAAUACAAAAGCCAUGCACCUUUUCUGACAACUUAGUACUGUAGCUCCAUGAAUGAGAGGAGACACAUGAGUAUUACGGGUGCAGUGCUUUACACAGCUUUGACUCUCUUUGUCUUUAUUUGUCACUGUCUAAAACUACAGUGCUCUUUUAAUACUUUGACAUUUAUUUUUUAAUUUGUACCUGAAUCUUUGUUAUGAACUUAGUUGCUGAUUUUCUAUUUUGGUUUUCUGUGUAAUCAGAGUGACAGGUUUGUGUGCAGUCUGCCAUGUUCAGUCACGUGGAGGUGUUUCACUGUUCUGCAAAUAUAUCAUCACCCCCCCCCCCCCGGUGAGAUGAGCUCAUUUCAAUUAAGGCCUGCGUAUUAACAUAUUUAUGGUUCCUUUGCGCCAUGUAGUUGAAUGUUACAUCGCUAAUUGCAAAUUCUAAUAAACAUUCAAUAAACAUCC
Notolabrus celidotus (New Zealand spotty) is the source of this 2296-nucleotide messenger RNA. It is a transcript of the gene fez1, whose product is annotated as fasciculation and elongation protein zeta 1 (zygin I). Gene Ontology annotation, cellular component: axon; cytoplasm. NCBI's taxonomy places the organism in Eukaryota, Metazoa, Chordata, Actinopteri, Labriformes, Labridae. Bases 122 to 1339 code for a protein of 405 amino acids. The transcript is spliced from 10 exons. The record is from RefSeq and is a predicted model, not a curated record.